AUGACUCCCGAAGCUUCGACCACUAAAAAACGUUCUCUCGUUCAGCGGACCACUCCAGCUCCGGACGGCGAUCAUCGCAAGCGCCCCCGUAAUAGAGCAACAAAAUCUUGUCUUAAUUGCUUCAAGUCGAAGAGGAUGUGCGAUAGGAAACGGCCGUGCACCAGAUGCACGCAACUAGGGUUGACCGGCCUCUGUGUGUAUGAGGUGGAUGACCCACAACAAAGCAGCGAUACCCAAGACGAGCAAGCAAGGCUCAAGCGACGAGUCGCGGAGCUGGAAGGCGUGAUCAGGGAGCUGAAAAACAAACCUCAUCCACGCUGGGUGCUUCCUACCUUGAACGGCGAUACAUCAGCGAACCAGUUAUGGCGUCCCCGCUCGCAGAGUGCGCCAACGCGCAAGGGACAGGGGAUGUCGAGCACCGCUGCCGCUCCACUCAAUCAAACCUCGCCCUGCUCCUCUACGUCUUCGCUAUCCCCUCCAAUCUUGGCCGUUGACAUCGCCAACGGUGGCUCAUAUUUUCCGCCGUUCAGUCUCCCAUCUCCCGUCAGCGGUACCCCGUCGCCCUCUGCGCGCACUCCGAUACAGGACUUCCCGCCAGACAUGAACCAUGGUGACGCGGCCGCUCACUUUGGGCUCGACCAAGACUUGGCGUCCCUCUUGGCGGUAUCAUGCCAAGGCUUGGUUGAUGUGCACGAAGGCAUACUCGAGUCCAUGCCAGAUCAUUUCGCGGAAGGAUCAAGCCCGAUGAAUGCCGGGCAUACUCCGAGCGAUAUCGCUUUUCAUGAGCUCUGUGACACUCAGACCGCCAUGCAAGCUCAUUGCGCGUGUUUGACAGAGCCGACGAACUACCACGCGCUGUUGGAACUUUCCUUGCGUCUGCGUCGGGCUGCUGACAUUCUGUCGCGCUCCUCACAUCACUGCUCCGGAUCUUACUGCCAUUUACUCCAGCGUAUCGCGGAGCUUGAUCUCCUCACGACAAAUACCCUCGGGAAUAU
Messenger RNA from Punctularia strigosozonata HHB-11173 SS5, 995 nucleotides. RefSeq lists its product as uncharacterized. The transcript is spliced from 7 exons. Lineage: Eukaryota; Fungi; Basidiomycota; Agaricomycetes; Corticiales; Punctulariaceae. Gene Ontology annotation, molecular function: zinc ion binding; DNA-binding transcription factor activity, RNA polymerase II-specific. Gene Ontology annotation, biological process: regulation of DNA-templated transcription. The record is from RefSeq and is a predicted model, not a curated record. The annotation marks the transcript as partial.